Messenger RNA from Linum tenue, 3663 nucleotides. Lineage: Eukaryota; Viridiplantae; Streptophyta; Magnoliopsida; Malpighiales; Linaceae. The record is from the annotation of a GenBank genome assembly.
UCCCUCGAAAUGCGAGCUGAACCUCCGCUCCGUAUUUUCCCUCUGCCGCCACUAAAAACUCUUUUCGUAUUUUCCAAGCGCGAAGAAGAAUCGCUGCUUCGCUCCCCGGCGCAAUGAGGAACGUAGAGAGAGCCUCCGGGACUCUGGUGGCGGAAGCUCUGUUUCGUGCGGCGGCGGACGGAGUGGAGCCAGUAAGCCGUUCGAGAAAAAGAUCUAACGUGGAAAAUCGCGGCUGAUUUUGAAUUCGAAUUCGCCGGAGCAGCCGAUUCUAGUACAGAUCAUCUGCUUCGUUUCCCUUGAUUGCGCGUACUUGUGCGGUGUGUGUGUGGUUGCGUGAAGGAAUGUAGAUCCAUUGUCUCAGAAGCGGCCUGAUGAAGCCGAUUGAGUUCGACUAUGGGAGCUUCUGAAUGGCAUUUGACAAGUGCAAGUGCUCAGGUUGGUAAGGGGCGUUAUCUUUGUCAGCUAUGAUCUCGGAAAAUUCUCCAUGUUCCCUCAACAGCCAAGAUUGGUGCAGUGCACAAGUUGCGGCAGCCUGCCACCAGCUUUCACCCCAAGUCAAACUAGGAAGAUUAAGGGGUCUGAAGGGAAUGGAACCCCUGUUAAGAAAAGCAGGUUGAGGAAAGCAGGAAAGGCAAAGCUUGAUAUAUCCUAAUAAAGAAGAUGUGGAUCGCACAUGGGAUUUUACCUGCGUUGCGCUCGUGGCGUAGAAAGUGAUCAGUUUGAAGCCUACUUGAAUAUCCGGUCGUACAAUGUCAACGACGAACUGGGACAAAUGAUGAAUGCAGAGUUAGGUCGUUGUUCUGAUUCUUAGGUUUUAGAUGGGACUUUCAUCGGAAUAGGCAUCUAUGGCGACUAGGAGGAAAUGGGAAACACACGCGACAUUCAUAGAGCUGGAGAAUGUUCCCUGCAGUCCAGCGUUUUGCAACCACCGCGAGGUCACCAGCUCACUGAUACAGAGAUCUUUCUGCCGCAGAGUUUUCUGGACACACAGGAAACAUCUGCUUUAGAAUCGAGGAACCAAAACUAACGUUACCCAUCCUUCAAAACACCUCUGCCAGUUGGGUGCCAUUUGUGGUUCAAGUUCUGAGAACAGUUCUGCAAGGUGCCAUUGAUCACCAUGACCGACUUGGAAAAGCAGCAGAAUUUGCCAGGAGAUGUUCCUACACUCCUCAAAUACAUCUCAACUAGUGAUGUAGCUGGUUUCGACAAUCUCGAAUCCAUUGCGGCAGCUAUGGGCGAGGUUGAGCAACCGCAAACUUCGAACCACCAAACGAAGUAUUCCAUUUCCAUCAGCAUGCCGAGCUCUCCGGCAGGAGACAGCUCGAAGAACGCGAAGCACGUCCUUUUCGACGACACCCCUGACAUAGUUUUAGGUCCUGGAGACCCUGAACCAGCAGCAGCCGAUGCCAAUACGUCAUCUUCUACUACAAAAUUGAAGUCCCAUUCUCAGCCGAUGCCGCACGGAGCUGCGGUGGAGCAGGGUAUCGAGAUGAACAACUUCACCCACCAUCCUAAUCCCGCCAUUAGGAAGCUGAAGGACAACCGAUACGACUCUUUCAAGACGUGGUCGGGAAAGCUCGAGAGGCAGAUCUCCCAUCUGCGAGGGAAGCCGAGGGAGGAAUCUUUGCCUGAAGAUUCCGUUGUACAUGUGUUACAGAAGAUCGAUAGCAACAAUGACGCCUUGCCUGUAGAUCGGUACUUCGAUGCGCUCGAAGGCCCUGAAUUGGACACCCUCAGGCCUUCAGAAGAAAUAGUCCUGCCGGACGACAAAACAUGGCCGUUCCUCCUCCGCUACCCGGUCUCAUCCUUCGGUAUCUGCCUCGGAGUCAGCAGCCAAGCAAUCAUGUGGAAGGCUCUCGCCACUUCCCCGUCCACCAAGUUCCUCCACAUCACUCACCACAUCAACCUCGUGCUCUGGUCCAUCUCGGUCGCCCUGGUCGUCGUCGUGGCGGCCAUCUACCUCCUCAAACUGGUCCUCUACUUCGAAGCCGUCCGGCGAGAGUACUACCACCCGAUCCGCGUCAACUUCUUCUUCGCCCCGUGGAUCGCCCUCCUCUUCCUCGCCAUCGGCCUCCCCAACUCCGUCGCCACCACGCUCCCCCACGCGCUCUGGUACGUCCUCAUGGCCCCGUUCCUCUUCCUCGAGCUGAAGAUCUACGGCCAGUGGAUGUCCGGCGGGCAGAGGAGGCUGUCCAAAGUGGCGAACCCUUCGAACCAUCUGUCGAUCGUCGGGAACUUCGUCGGAGCGUUGUUGGGGGCGUCGAUGGGGUUGAAGGAAGGUCCCAUUUUCUUCUUUGCUGUUGGGAUGGCGCACUACACGGUGCUGUUCGUGACUCUGUAUCAGAGGCUUCCUACAAACGAGACGUUACCAAAAGAGCUCCAUCCGGUGUUCUUCCUGUUUGUCGCGGCGCCUAGCGUGGCUUCCAUGGCUUGGGCGAAGAUUCAAGGGUCGUUCGACAAUGGCUCCAGGAUUGCAUACUUCAUUGCUCUGUUCCUCUACUUCUCUCUGGUAGCAGUACGAGUCAACUUCUUCAGAGGAUUCAAGUUCUCGUUGGCAUGGUGGGCGUACACAUUCCCCAUGACGGGUGCAGCCAUAGCGACGAUCCGGUACUCGAACGAGGUCACCAACGUAGUCACACAAGCACUCGCAGUCGCGCUAUGCGCCAUUUCUACGCUCAUCGUGACCGGCCUGCUGGUGUCCACGAUCCUGCACGCGUUCGUUCUCCGCGACCUCUUCCCCAACGACAUUGUCAUCGCCAUCAGCGACAGGAAGCCCAAGCACAGCAGCCGCGGCCAUCAUCACUUGAAGUGGUUGCAUCGGAGGACCGGGAGCACGGAGACCAGGGACGUCGAGCAUUACCUGAAGUUCGCCAACUCCGAUUGCAAGGACGUCGAGGCUGGUUUCGACCAUCAAGGAUCGGAUGGUAGUACCAACAAUGUCAAGCAGCAGCUGCAAGAUCAUUGAGGCGGGUUUUUUUCGGGGUUGGAAGUUUUAUGGGAUCAGGCUAGUAGCCACGCGAGGGACGAUGAUGACGCGACGGCCUUUUGGUGAAAUUUGGGAGAGUUCCGGUGACUGUGUGCUCUGUCUGACGAGUGAUCUGUGUGGCAGUGUAAAAAAUAUGCAGUAUAUGGCUUCUAUGUAGUAAUAGAAUGGAAAUUUUCUGUAAAGUGUUCCAGUUUCUGCAAGGAGAAUUUACUGGAUGGGCUGUGGAUUGGGCUCAACUAGGUUACGGGCUUGAGCCCGGAAGCUACGCCUUAGACAAACUACCAAGGACCAACCUCUAUUUGAAUGCGUCUUCGUUACUAGGAAAAAGCUUCUCAGAUGAAGAAAAGUUCCUGAAGCUGAAUUUUGCAUAAAUUCCAGGCCUUUGCAGUUUCAGUCCUGGAUUCGGUUCCAAUCCAAGGUCGCCAAGUUCACAUCCAGCUCCUAAACCUCGAGUGAAUCUUGAAUCCAGCCCUGGCCCCAAUCCAAUUCAAGCUCCAAAGCUAGCUCCAGGAUUGCAGCAACGAAGUCAAAACAAACAACAUGAAUCUCUACAACAUGGUGGCCUUCAUCAGAACUAGAAUCAAUACCCGCGGCUAUGCCGCAGGGAGUAUUUGGUUAUAGGGUAGAACAUUUGGUUAUGGUCAUGCAACUUAACCGAAGACUGAUUCGAAUUUUAC